Messenger RNA from Talpa occidentalis (Iberian mole), 5176 nucleotides. RefSeq names its product solute carrier family 25 member 38 (gene SLC25A38). Gene Ontology annotation, cellular component: mitochondrial inner membrane; mitochondrion. The record is from RefSeq and is a predicted model, not a curated record. Gene Ontology annotation, biological process: glycine import into mitochondrion. Gene Ontology annotation, molecular function: glycine transmembrane transporter activity. The coding region runs from base 33 to 947 and encodes 304 amino acids. The transcript has 7 exons. Lineage: Eukaryota; Metazoa; Chordata; Mammalia; Eulipotyphla; Talpidae.
CCGAGCCGGCGCCCUCGCGGGUGUCCGCGCCGAUGAUCCAGAAGUCGCGCCCGGCGCUGCUGCAGCCCCAGGAUGUCGGGGACAGGGUGGAGACGCUCGUGUUGCACCCCGCCAUCAAAGCAUUCCUGUGUGGUGCCAUCAGCGGGACCUGCUCUACCCUCCUUUUCCAGCCUCUGGAUCUCCUCAAAACUCGCCUGCAGACUCUACAGCCCUCGGCCCAUGGAUCCAGACGUGUUGGGAUGUUGGCUCUGCUUCUGAAGGUGGUUCGCACGGAGAGUCUCCUGGGCCUUUGGAAAGGGAUGUCCCCUUCCAUUGUGAGGUGUGUCCCCGGUGUUGGAAUCUACUUUGGCACACUCUACACAUCGAAGCAGUACUUCCUUCGAGGCCAUCCUCCCACUGCCCUGGAGUCCGUCAUGCUGGGGGUGGGCUCUCGCUCAGUGGCAGGGGUCUGCAUGUCCCCCAUCACUGUGAUCAAAACACGUUACGAGAGCGGGAGGUAUGGCUACAAGAGCAUCUACGCGGCGCUGAAGAGCAUCUAUCGCAGUGAGGGCCACCGGGGCCUUUUCAGUGGCUUGACGGCGACACUCCUUCGUGAUGCUCCCUUUUCCGGAAUCUACCUGAUGUUUUACAACCAGACCAAAAACAUUGUGCUCCAUGAUCAGUUGGAUGCAACCCUUAUUCCAAUUGUAAAUUUCAGCUGUGGGAUAUUUGCUGGUAUUCUGGCCUCACUGGUAACUCAACCUGCCGAUGUUAUCAAAACUCACAUGCAGCUCUCACCAGUGAAAUUUCGGUGGAUUGGACAGGCCGUGACACUCAUUUUCAAAGACUAUGGGCUGCGGGGCUUCUUCCAGGGCGGCGUCCCCCGGGCCCUCCGCAGAACACUGAUGGCUGCCAUGGCAUGGACAGUCUAUGAAGAGAUGAUGGCCAAGAUGGGCUUGAAGUCCUGACCCGACAGGGCACUCGGGAAUGAUGGGAUCUAUCGCCCUGCCUGUUCUCUGCCAAGAGCUUCUUCACCUCUCUACCCUGGAGUAAGAUGAAGCCCUACCUGGAGUGCCAGGCAGUUACCUCAUCUUCUGUUAUCCAGUUCGAGUAGAGAAUAGAUGGGUGUGACUCAAGCCUUUGGAAUGUCCCCAAAGAGAAGUCAUGGAAACGUACAGCUUGGUGGGGAGUUAGGAGAAGGGUUUCAUACCCUGCACGGCUACUUGAAAAGGCAUUUGCAGCUGGCAGCUGGUGGGUGACCCCACCCACCUACGCCAAGCCUCCUUGGCUCCCUUCUUAGGCAGGGAAUGUCACAACCAAGGCAGCUGUGAGCUGCCCACUGUGACUGAGAAGCUUCAACUGGAGAGGCUGAGUCUUCCCAGAGAGGAGUCGCUGCCACUAGGCUGAAGUCUGCACCUUAGGCGAUGUUAGGAUGAGGAAGAAUAGAUGGCAUUAUUUAAUUGGUUACUAAUCUACUUCUCAGAUGGUCUGGGAAGUGGGGGACAAUGGCUUCCUGGCCUCUAAAUGUCCAAAUAAACAUUCUUGAUUUUGACCCCUUUUUUGGCUUUAGGUUGUUCUGGCAUUUUUCUGCUUCUAAAGUUCAGAUAAAUAAAGGGAAGCACUUUAUCAUUGAAAGCUGUUUGGAAAACCUAGUGUCUCCAGGGUUCUAAAAUAACAAAAUGGUCAGGGUGGCUGCCUGUCUUUUGACCUAUAUAAGUCUAAAAUUUAAAAGUAGUUUUCAAACAGUUUUGCCUUACAUAUAAAAUUCAUCUACUUCAAAACAUACAUGUCAAUGACUUUUAGUAACUUUACGGUAUGGUACAUCCAUCAGCAUAAAUCAGUUUUAGGACUCAUUCAUCCCCCAGUAAGAGCUCUAUUUUCUUUUUUUAUUGUGAUAUAACUGACAUUAGUAGACACACCAUGAUUUGCUACUUGUGUAUGUUGCAAAAUAAUCAGGAUGAGUCUUAACAUUCAUCAUCACGCACAAAAAUUUUUUUCCUUGUGAUGAGAACUUAUAAGAGUUCUUUGUUUUUUUUUUAAAAGAUUUAUUUAUUUAUUGCAUAGAAGAACUGGGGUGUAGGCCAGAUAUGCAGGGGUGGGAGGAUUUACCAGAGACAGAAUGGGGAGCAGAAUAGAUGGAUUUACUGAAAUACACUGCUAAGGGGAGCAGUGGGUGGGAUGAGAGAAGUCUGCUGCACCAAGUGGGUCAUCUCCUUGGCCUGGAUCAAGUUCAUGGUGCUGUGGCUGAUGAUAGCUUGACAGCACUGAGACUUUAUCUCCUGUGCCACCAGGGAUGCCCUAUAACAGUUCUUUUUUUUUUUUAAGAUUUAUUUAUGCAUGCAAGAACUGGGGUACAAGCCAGACCGGGGCCGGGCAUUGAGAGGAUUCACCAGAGACAGAGUGGGGAACAGAACAGGCAGAUCCACUGAAAUACACUGCUGAGGGGAGCAGUGGGUGAGUCAGGUGAGGUUUGCUGCGCCAUGUGGGUAGCUCCCUGGCCGGUGAUCAAACAUGUGCUACAGUGGCUGUGGAUAGCUUCGUAGGUUGCAUGUUAACCCCUUGCGCCACCAGGGAGGCACCCUAUAAGAGUUCUUAACUUUAAAAUACUCUUAACUUUCAAAUAUAGCAUGUCUCCCAGUAAUGUUUCCUUCAACAUCUUUUGAUGAUAUCACUGAUAUCACUGAAAAGAAACCCAUCCUACAGCAUUAAGGGACCUUCACUCAGUUUCCAAGAACCUCAGCAGACAUUGAGGACAUGCAGUGCAGUGUUAUUAACUGUAGUCAAUGUUACCUCACCACAAAAACCAAGUGGAAGAUUGUGGCAACAAGACUUUACUAGGGUCAACUAACAGGCUAAGGGAUGACUCCCAAAGUAACUUCUCCCUUUCUAAAGGGAGUCUGGAUUUGUAUAAGAUUAUUGGUAUUGAAACAGGUAUUGGGGACAGGGUGGGGUGUUGGGAAUCUUGGUUGCUCAGACACAGUGAGGCUUACAGGACCAGAUCUUUUCCUCUGCUCUGGAUCUGACAAGGGCCACCCUCCCUACCCUACCCUUGGAUGGGAAUUUCACUAUGUAAAUGGAUGUUAAAGAGCCUAAGUUAAUGUUAGGGUCCUUUUUGCCCCUUGGUUGCUUUUAACCAAUUUGGGCUGGAAUGUGCACCUGCCCUUGGCCAACCUGCCCUAAAUAGCUCUCGGGUUUGUCCUGCUAAUGCAAGUUUGCAUUGUAAACUUUCUGGGUAAUGUCGAAUUGUACAUUAUAUUCCCAGUCUUGCUUAUUUUGAACUGUAAGUUGGUAACUUUUGACCUUCACCCACUUGAUUCCGCCCACCCCUCCCCCAACCAUCAACCUCUUUAACAAUUGCAUCAUCAUUUAUAAUUAAUCCCUUUUCAAUCCCAGCCCCAGGUAACCAGUGAUGCCUUUCAUCUAUCAAUUUGCUUUCUCUGUAUUCUUCAUGUAAAUGGAGUCAGGAUAUCGUCUCUUGUGUCUAGCUUAUUUCACUUUCUGUUUCUGAGGUUCUUCCAUGAUGUGGCAUGUUCAAUACCUUUUCAUGGCCAAAAUUCUUUUUUGUAUUCCUUUCGCAUAUUUUUACCCAUUUGUCAGUUGAUGAAUAUUUGAGCUACUUUUCGGCUCUUACGAAUAAUACAACUAUGAACAAUAGUGUUACAGAUGUUCAUGUGAACAUAUAUUUUCAUUUCUCGUGUGUAUGUGCCUGGUGUGGAAUUACUAUAUCACGUGGUAACCCAAUGUUUAACAAUUCCAGAGCCAAAAUUUCUUACAAAGGGUAAGUAAUUUUGAUGUUUUUCCAAAGUGUUUAUACCAUUUCAUAUUCCCACCAACAUGCAAGGGUUCCACGUCCCUCCCCAUCCUUAAUUUUUAUCUUUUAUUCUAGCCACCCUGGUGGGUGUGAUGGAAUCUGGUUGUGCAUUUGAUUUGCAUAUCCCUGAUAACUGUGCUACUGUCCAUUUGCAUAUCUUUGAGAGAACUCUCCAUUAAGUCCUUUGAGUGUUUUUAAAUCUGACCUUGGUUUCUGAUGGAAUCAUUGCAUUAUCCUUUUUUGUGACUUACAUACCCAACAGCAGUGUGUGAAGGUUCUGAUUUCUCCACAUCCUCUUCAACACUGAUUACUGUCUGUUUUAUUUAUUAUAGCCAUUCUAGUGACUUUUUAAAAUAAACUUUCAAACUUAGGAAAGGAUCGUCAGUUUAUUCACACAGAAGGGGGUAUGUUUGGUCUAGUGCUUAGGAACAUGCGCUAUGAUCCAGGCAGCCCAGGAUGAAAGCUUGGCUCUCCACUUAUUUUGACACAUUUAAAGUUGUGCCUGGGAACGAGGAGGGUAAGUUUUCCUGCCUCCUAGAGUGGGGGGGAGGAAUAAGUGAGCAAAGUUUCCUUCUACAUUAUGUCUGUUCCCUAGAGCUGCUGCAACAGAUUACAGCAAACCAGAUGGCUUCCAAGGAGAGAAAUUUAUUCUCUCCCUUUCUGGAGGCUACAAGUCUGAAAUCCAAGGUGUCAGUGGGCUGUACUCUGAAGGCUCUAAGGUGACAUAGUCCCUGUCUCUUCAGCUUCUUGUAGAUACUGAUAGUCUCGCCAUUCAUCGCUCCAUACUCUCCUACCUCUCCACAACGCUUUCUCCCCCAUGUUUCUGUCUGUGUCCAAGUUUUGCCUUCUUUUGGGACACUCGCCAUUAGAUUAGGAUCCAUGCCAAUCCAAUAUGACCUCAACUUAAUUACCUCUCCAAGACCUAUUUCCAAAUAAGGUCACAUUUAUAGAAUCUGGGGGUUAGGACUCCAAUUUAUCUUUCUGAGGUACAUAAGUCAACCCAUAGCACACUAUAUUAAGUUUAAUGGUUUACAUAAAGUAAGUUUAGGCUUUAGGUUAAAAUGCCCUAUUCAAUGGGAGAGGACAAAGUAGGAUCCCAAUCUCACAGUGUCAGCCCAGUCACCAGUGUUUGGGAUGUCGUGAUGCUUGGGGAAAGCCUCCAGCAGUCUGACUGGUGUACUGAGAAACAAUGCAGGGAGUAAGCAGGUUAACACCCACCUGGUUGGUGUCCUUGGGGCCUCAUGUCAUGGAGAACCCUCAGGAUGAGGCCCCUCAGGGAUGAGACUGAUCUGAGGCUUCCAUCCCAUUGCAGAUUUUGCUAGGUUUAUACUAGGCUGAUAAACUUCAGCCACCAGAGUCCUCUCCUGUGUUCCUUAUUUGGUUUUU